Molecule: messenger RNA, 3016 nt
Organism: Phyllopteryx taeniolatus (common seadragon)
Lineage: Eukaryota; Metazoa; Chordata; Actinopteri; Syngnathiformes; Syngnathidae
Gene: stil
Product: STIL centriolar assembly protein
Exons: 16
Coding region: 292-2916 (874 amino acids)
Biological process (GO): smoothened signaling pathway; centrosome duplication; mitotic spindle organization
Cellular component (GO): centrosome; centriole
Source: RefSeq, a predicted model, not a curated record
GUCAUAUCUAUGUCCCCGCCGGCAGGGUGUGCAAGAGCGCGAUUGUCAAAGUGCGUCCCGUUCGGCUGUUCGACUUUUUCCCGCUCAGAUUGCCUCAACCACAACGAGAACACAAUAUUUUGGAGCCCGAACGUUACUGACGUCACUCUACGUUGAUUUCCAUCCCAUCUUCGUCGACGGUUGAGUGCUCUGACAAGCAAACACACGGAGGCGAGACGGCUAGGAGCUAACGCGGCUAGCGGCAAACCGACGGCCGACCGAAAGCUUGUGCCAAAGUGUCCGCUCACAGCCAUGAGCUGCCCGGUAAAUCUCCAGGCUCUGCCGGCGGAUGUUUUCCAUCAAGUCCUGAGUCCCGACAACGUGAGAGGAAGACCCGCGGGAAGGUCCCUCACGGCGCUCAGCUUCCCCAAAUCCAGAGCAUCUUUGUGGGAUGCUCGCCCGGAUGGACAGAAGCUCUGCCUCCAACUCUGCUCUCGCAGGAUGCCCCGCCUCCUGCUGCAUGAGAAGGCUCUUCGUCUGGCUCAGCGUCAUGUCCGCCAGUGCAGAGCGUCACAUGUUCACUGCUUCUUCCUGGGCUCUGUGGCCGUGGAUGCAGACGAGGAGGGCGUCACCGUGACGCUGGACCGCUUCGAUCCGGGUCGAGAGCAGGCCGGCGCCUCGGGCCGCGUUCCCGUCGCCCCGCUGCCGGGCGGCGUCCUGGUUCCUUGUUUGAUAUCUGGCCAGAGGACCUCCGAAGACACCGUCCGUUCAGAGGCCGACCUCGGGCGCUCCUUCUCUGCGGUGCAGGCUCACGUGAGCGGCCGGCAGCCUCUGGAUCUGUGUCAGCUGAUGAGGGUCAAAGGUCGCGUGAGCUGCCAGCAGCAGGGAGGCGCCGCGCACUUCUCGCUGGGCUGGUCGUCCGUUUGGCCGUCCGUCCGCUUGGACGUCCGGCCGGUCCGCCCCGUCCCCUUCGUGCCCGCGCCGUCGCGCAAGAGCCACACGCCCGGUGGCCGCCGGCGAGGGUUUUUGACGAUGAAUCAGAGCAGACAUUUGCUUCUGCUGAUGGAGUCUGACCCCACAGCCUCCAAACUGCCGCUGGUUGGUGUCUGGCUGAGCGGCGUGACCCGGGUGCGGAACCCUCACGUGUGCGCCUGGUGCCUCCGAUUCCUCUUUGGCUCCGCCCUCCAAGACAGAGUUCUGUCGGACGACGGCGCUUUCCUGCUCGUCAUCUUCCCCUCCGAGCUCACGGCCCCGGACUUCUUCCGGUGUCGACGUUCGGGUUCUGGUCCGCCGGACUGCCGGCUGCUGAGCGCCUCCCGGUGCGUGACGCUGCACCAGCAGGUGGCGCCGGCGGAAGGUCAGACUUUGGAGUUUGAGCUGAGUCCAGAAGGUCACAUGGGACAGGUCCAAGUCUUCCAAGAUGCUCGCACGAGUUCCUUCAGCAGAGGUGGCAGCCACACGGCGGCGGCCAUCUGCGAGCGAGACUCCGGCGUGGAGGUCGACGACGGCUCGCCGCGACCUUCGCCCCGUCCUCACGUUCCCGCUCAGCAGGUCAGUGAGGCUCCUCGAGUUCAGCCGGCGGUUCCGGAGCUUUCUCUGUUGAUCGACGGCAGCUUCUCGUCCGAUCGUGACGCGCGGCCGGACGCCGACUGGGCCCGCUGCCCGGCGCUUCCCCCGGGAAGCGCCGCCCCCGCUCCCCCUCCCCUCCACAGCACCCCCGACUCCCACCCAUCUCGCCGGACCGCCCGUUGCACGCCUGUGGUCCUCAGCCCUCCCCCGCCUGACCCUCCCCCCUCCACCCGGGCCCCGGGCCCCGGGUCACCCCACCGCCCCCCCUCACCCGUGUCCCCUCCCUGGCUGGCGGGAUCGUGUGACACCCACGAGCUCCUCUUCCGGCAAGACCGGCAGCUACGCCUCCUGCAGGUUCAGGUCCAGAAGCUGCUGGAGGCUCAGGCGGGACCGCCACCCUCCAAGGCCAAGACCACCUCCAGCAGUGUCGCCGUGGCAACAGGUGCCAGUCUCCUGUGGGGGUCUCAGACUCUGCCUGCACCUCACCCUCCAGCAUCCUCCCCCCCCUCGCGAGCGCCGCCUCCUCCCCCUUCGGGGCUCUGCCCCGAGGACGGUGGCGUCACAGGCCGGGAGGCUCGCGGCCCCGCCGACAGCCAUCGCAGCGCGGACGGCCAGAAGACGCCAGGCGAGGCGGGGGAUGGCCAGCAGACGCCAGGCGAGGCGGGGGACGGCCAGCAGACGCCAGGCGAGGCGGGGGACGGCCAGCAGACGCCAGGCGAGGCGGGGGACGGCCAGCAGACGCCAGGCGAGGCGGCGGACGGCCAGCAGAGGCCAGGCGAGGCGGCGGACGGCCAGCAGAGGCCAGGCGAGGCGGGGGACGGCCAGCGGACGCUAGGCGAGGCGGGGGACGGCCAGCAGAGGCCAGGAGAGGCGGGGGACGGCCAACGGACGCCAGGCGAGGCGGCGGACGACCAGCGGACGCCAGGCCAGGCGGCGUGCGGCUUCUACGGCCACCUCACGACGAGCGGCAGACGGGAAGCGCGGCAGCCGACGAGGAGCCGCCCGAACGAGCGUCGUGGCGGCCGAGAGACGACGACGACGACGAUGCCACGGGAACGCAGCGUCACCCCCCCGUCGGCAUCCGGCGCAGACGCCAGCGCCCUCUGUCUGCGAUACGUCGACGGCUCGCGAGUCGGCCCCGCCCCCUGGCCGCCGUCGCUUAGCAACAUGUCGCUGGCCACCGGCGCGUACUUGGGGCGACACGGUCUGCGCCGAGGUCUCGGCGCCGCCGGACCCGCCGAUCCCCUCCCGCGGAAUCGGACGACUCGGGAGCCGGGGCCCGAGAUGGCCGUCGACGACGAGGACGCCGCCGGCCCCGUGGGGAACGUUCUGGACCGCACUCGCCUCAGACAGCUGCCCAAACUCUGAUGAACACUGACAAAGUGCUUUUAAUUUGAAAUCCCACUACAGCGCUUUUCAUUUGAAGGGUGUGUUACGCUUAUCUUAAUAAAGUGCUUUUAAUUUGAAA